Anarrhichthys ocellatus (wolf-eel) is the source of this 2629-nucleotide messenger RNA. It is a transcript of the gene nansa, whose product is annotated as N-acetylneuraminic acid synthase a. Lineage: Eukaryota; Metazoa; Chordata; Actinopteri; Perciformes; Anarhichadidae. Bases 785 to 1864 code for a protein of 359 amino acids. Gene Ontology annotation, molecular function: N-acylneuraminate-9-phosphate synthase activity. Gene Ontology annotation, biological process: carbohydrate biosynthetic process. The transcript has 6 exons. The record is from RefSeq and is a predicted model, not a curated record.
AUUUUGUCUUUAGUUUAGUCGCCACCAGCUUCAAUAUCUGGCUUAUUAGCUUGCUAGCUGCACUCUUAUUGUCAAAUUUGCCAUUAAUAAUAUGAUAAAUUGAACUUAUAGCUGCACUGAUCAAUAUUUGCUAACAGUGGGUCUUAAUUGUGUAAUAUGAAAGAGGUCGCUUGUAGUGACGAACUCAAUCAUCACCCAACUCUGCAGGAAGGAACUUGUAACAUAUAGAUCCCUUUGCUCCGGUCACAACGAAAAUAACUGCAGUUACAAAAAUGCAAACUACACAGAAUAAACAGGUCUGUAGUCGCUCAGAGUACUAACUCAUUAGAGGCAUCUAUUUGGUCUUUUCUCGUGUGAUUUGGGGAUGGGCGCAUGGGAGAGUUUUCCACCUCUCUCAGCUUGCUUUUCACCCAAAAUAUUGUAUACCUAAUAGAACCAUUGUCACAGGGUUCAAAUGGAUGUUUUCGUUUAGUUUUGAUGUUGGUGAAACUUGAUAAUUUGCAUGUGCAUAAGGAGGCAGUGCUAGUGUGACAGUAUCACAGUCUAUAUGCAGCUGAAGCACAGGGACACGCAUCGGCUACUUCCCGAUCUCUGCGCUAUUGUUUAUCUGUAAAGGAAAUCCGGAUAUUACGUCAAAAUACAAGCGGAAGUCCUCCCACAUCCUGGUUGUGCAGCACAUGAAUUGGUCCGGUCAGAUUCAAGUCUCAGUUACGGCUUUCGCUUCGUGCUAAAUAAUUCCGUUAAUUGAACCGGUUUGUUUUCCGUUUUCUUUUCUGUGGGCAAAAUGCCGUUAACGUUCGAGCUGUGUCCCGGUAGAAUGAUUGGAGGAGAUCAUCCAUGCUUCAUCAUCGCUGAAAUUGGACAAAAUCACCAGGGAGACAUUGAGAUUGCCAAGAAAAUGAUCAAAAUGGCAAAGGACUGCGGUGCUGAUUGUGCCAAAUUCCAGAAGAGUGAAUUGGAGCAUAAAUUCAACAAGAAAGCCUUGGAGCGCGAGUACAACUCUGUUCACUCCUGGGGGAAAACCUAUGGUGACCACAAGCGCCAUCUGGAGUUCAGCCAUGAGCAGUACAGGGAACUGCAGAAAUAUGCUGCGGAGGUGGGGAUCUGCUUCACUGCCUCUGGGAUGGAUGAGAUGGCAGUGGAGUUCCUCCAUGAGCUUAAUGUGCCUUUCUUGAAAGUGGGCUCAGGAGACACCAACAACUUCCCCUAUCUGGAGAAGACUGCCAAGAAAGGACGGCCCAUGGUGGUGUCCAGUGGGAUGCAGAGCAUGGAGACGAUGCGUCGGGUCUACAAAACGGUGAAGAAGCACAACCCCAACUUUACCAUCCUGCAGUGCACCAGCGCCUACCCUCUGGAAGCUGAAGAUGUCAACCUCAGAGUGAUAAUGGAAUACCAGAAGGAAUUUCCCGAUAUUCCCAUCGGGUACUCCGGCCAUGAGUCUGGGAUCAGUAUUUCAGUUGCGGCCGUAGCUAUGGGUGCAAAGGUCAUCGAGCGCCACGUAACCUUGGACAAGACUUGGAAAGGAAAUGACCACGAAGCCUCUCUGGAGCCCAGUGAGCUAGCCGAGCUGGUUCGUUCCAUCCGACUGGUGGAGAGGGCGCAGGGCACCGGCAUCAAGCAGAUGUUACCUUGUGAGAAGCCGUGCCAUGAUAAGCUGGGUAAGUCCUUGGUGGCCAAGGUCAAGAUCCCCAAAGGAACCGUCCUGACUCAGGACAUGUUGACGGUGAAGGUGGCUGAGCCGAUGGGCAUCGCGGCCGAGGACAUCUUCCAAAUGGUGGGAAAGACCGUGACGAAGGAUGUGGAGGAGGACGACAGCCUCUUGCCAGAGGUGGUGGAUGGGUACUGCAAGAAGAGGAAGUGCUGAGGAUGGCAAGGAGUUCAUAAAUGGGUAGAAAAGGCACAUCAUUUGAGAGGAAACGUUAUCGAUUCCUCCAGUCAUUUUGUUUGGUGGUGAUGGGAUUGUCCUGGACGAGGAGUAAUUGGUUCGUGCAUUGCUCUGAUAGUUUCAAUAUAUCACAGCUGGGGUUCAAACAGUUUCUUUUUCAAAUAACUCUGUUUUUUAUUGUCUAAAAGCCGCCUUAACUUAAUACACUAACUUUUUCUCCAACAGGCUCUUUGAUAAACCCACCAUAAUCUUACAAGAGGCUCAAUAGUAGUCUCAGUCCUGUGGUCAGUACUAGUGCAGCACUUUCUGAGGUGGCACAAAAGCCAGUUGUUGUUACUGUUAACUUGACAUACUUUGCACUAUAGUUUUUGCCUGCUCUGUAGAGAUUAAAGGAACAUUGAACACACAAAGCUGCCACUGGUCAUCUCCUCACACACCGGUGAGAUCAGAGGCCCUUUGCCAAACACUCAUUGUAUUCUUCUUGUACCUGCUCAUUAAUGUAAGUUCAUGAUAUCCUGCAUGGUUUGUGUUUGUGCUGCUUCUUUGAGAGAAGCACAAUAAGACUACCGGAGCCAGACGCUUCCCAAAACCAAAAGAAGAAAUGCCCCCUCUCUCAAUUAACCUUGUUUUUGUCACGAACCCAAACCCGUCCGGAUGUUAACUGAACAUGUCACAACCUGUGGAGACUCUGUUGAGAUUUGAUGUUCCAAAAAGUUGAAGCCUCCAAAUAAAAUGUUGCCCGAA